Molecule: messenger RNA, 2719 nt
Organism: Colletotrichum destructivum
Lineage: Eukaryota; Fungi; Ascomycota; Sordariomycetes; Glomerellales; Glomerellaceae
Product: Putative peptidase S33 tripeptidyl aminopeptidase-like, alpha/Beta hydrolase
Exons: 2
Coding region: 318-2147 (609 amino acids)
Source: RefSeq, a predicted model, not a curated record
UCCUUCAAAGCUUCUUCCCCUCAUUGCAUCACAUCAAAUCCCCAAACCCAACUCUGGUUCAACUGUCUGGGACUGGACCAACAGCGACGAGAUCAUUACUCAUAGACAAACAACGGAAGCAAAAGGUGAUUGGGGAUCGACACCUGCAGCUAUCCAUCCAGAGAGGGAUUCAACCUAUAGUCCGCCAGGGUCUCUCCAUCAGCUGAUUCGGUUCACUCUUUUUUCCAUCUUCAUUCGCCUGACAGAUUUGUCGACAAUAUCUCGUCCCGCCUCGCUUCAACUGGCUUCCCAACCGAGUGUUGCGACGGCAAGCGACCAUGAGACGUCCAGCUGUCCAUUCGGCCUUUGCAAGCCUCAUCGGCAUCGGCAUCGGCAUCGCCAGCGCCAGCGCCAGUGAACGCGAUCCGCCUAAGCUGGACGACUUCGAUUGGACGACAAUCACGCCCUCGACCAAGCUGGAAUACCACCCCUGCUACAAAGAGUUCCAAUGCGCGAGGCUCAAAGUGCCCCUCGACUGGCUCGAUGAGACAAACGAGCACACGGUGGCGCUGGCCAUCACCAAGCUCCCGGCCAAGGUCCCCGACGACGACCCGGCCUUUGGCGGCACCAUCUUCACAAACCCGGGCGGCCCCGGCGGUUCCGGCGUCGGCCUCAUGCUCCGGGAGGGCCACAUCCUGCAGGACACCGCGGACGCCGCCAAGAAGUACGAAAUCCUCAGCUGGGACCCGCGAGGCAUCCAGUUCACGUCGCCGAGGGCCGAUUGCUACGAGGACCUGCUGGCCAGAGACACGGACAGCAUUCAGCGCUUAGCCAUCGGUCCUCUCGACUCCAGCCCUGACGCGUUGCGGCGCCAUUGGGCGCGGACCCAUGGCUACGGCAAGCUGUGCACGCAGAACGCCGGCAACGGCUCCAUCAUCCCCUACGCAUCCACGGCGUCUGUUGUCCGCGACAUGGUGGAGAUGCUGGACAAAAUCCAGGAGCUGCGUGACGAGGAGGCCGCCGCAAAGGUUGCCGGCGGGGACGAGAGAGCACAGAAAUCCCUGGAGCUGCGCAGCGCCGCCAAACAAGUGCCGCGUAUCCAGUACUGGGGCUUCUCAUAUGGCAGCAUUUUGGGCAACACGUUUGCAUCAAUGUACCCGGGCCGCGUUGGGCGCAUCAUCGUCGAUGGCAUCGCCGACCCCGAGGAUUACAUGGCGGGGGGGUGGAGGACCAACCUCCAAGACACCGAGGAGCUCGUCAGGUUCUUUUACGAGACGUGUUUUGCGUCCGCGGGGAAGUGCGCUCUUCGCCGGCCCUCGGACAAGGGUUGGCAGGACAUCAGGCGCCGUGUCGAGGACCUGGUCAAGCAGCUGGACGACGCGCCCGUCGCGGUGCUCGACGGCAAGCUCACCAACAUCCUGACGGGAUACGACGUCACGCUGUCCUUCAAGAACCCGCUCUACACGCCCUACCGGGAGUUCCCCAAGCUCGCCGAGAAGCUCAACUCGGCCAUCGAGGGGAACUACACCGCCCUCCUCGAGGCCGCCAAGGCCGGCAUCCCGAGGCUCGACCAGGCCUGCUCCCACCCCAACGCCUCCGAGUCGUCCGCCACGUUCGGCGACGGCGGCCAGGCCGUCCUCUGCUCCGACGGCGAGGACAGCACCAACUUCACCAUCGCCGACUACCAGGCCUACGUCUCCGAGCUCGAGUCCCAGUCCCCGACCUUCGCCGGCUACUGGUCCCAGAUCCGUCUCGCCUGCACGGGCUGGCGCGCCCGGCCCAAGUGGCGCUUCGCCGGGCCGUUUACGACGCCGGAGCACGACCCGGCCGGCGUCGAGGGCAAGCCGGCGGCGCCGCUGCUGUUUAUGUCGUCGCGCCUCGACCCGGUAACGCCGCUGAGGAACGCGUUGAAGGCGAGCGCGCAACACCCCGGGUCGGCCGUCGUGAUCCAGGAGUCCGUCGGCCACUGCGCCAUAGCCACCGGCAGCCGGUGCUCGACCGAGAUCAUCCAGAAGUACUUUGAGCACGGAACCGUGCCGACGAGCGGGACGGUGUGCCAGGCUGACUGCGACGUCUGGGGCGGCGAUGACUGCUUGCCGUCGGGCAUGGGCAUCAGAGUGGCGCCUCUGGCGCCGCCGCACGACAGAUCCCAUCCGCUCGUCUUCUAGACCAAGGGACGGAGUCUUCCAGCGGGGAAGGUAGAGAAACGAGGGGAGACAGGGACAUCAGAGAAGCGUUGAGAGGCUUGCAAAAGGUAGCUUGGCCAUGGCAGACGAUCCUGCAUGACACCGAAGUCUCGAAGUUCAAGACACAUGGGUCGUCAGAUACGACCCAAGAUAGAUCAAAAUUCAACGGCCCUAUUUUGGAGGGGACACACUGUGAACGGUGAUCCCUUGUUGUAGGACACACAGACGCAUCGGGGUAGCCACCAAGAUCUCGCAACUUGCAGGUGACAGUGGCAUGUAAAACUCAGCUGAAGACGAUCCCCAGCAUGCCGACAUCCGAGACCUCGCUUGUCUUUCGACCACGGAAGCUGAUGGGUCCGUUUGUCGAGGGAUUCUUUGGAGAACAGAGACAAGACAUGACGCUUCCCUCCUCGGCCUCUGCGCUCUCUCCACCGACUGCUGUGCGUGUGCCAGGCGUACCGGAACGUCUUGCGGGAUCGCCCGUUAUGAAGAUCUUUCACCGAACACGAUGUCUGGCGUGACUACAGCCCAGCGAAACUCAACGUUACACGUGC